Molecule: messenger RNA, 1011 nt
Organism: Solanum pennellii
Lineage: Eukaryota; Viridiplantae; Streptophyta; Magnoliopsida; Solanales; Solanaceae
Exons: 1
Coding region: 1-1011 (336 amino acids)
Molecular function (GO): nucleic acid binding; RNA-DNA hybrid ribonuclease activity
Source: RefSeq, a predicted model, not a curated record
AUGGUAUCGCAAGAGCAAUACCUUGGGGCACUUCUUGCCCAAGAGAAUGAAGCUAAGAAGAAACAAACACUAUACUAUCUGAGUCGUACUUUGAUAGGGGCUGAGUUGAAUUAUACACCUAUCGAGAAGAUGUGCUUAGCAUUGCUUUAUGUAAUAAAAAAAUUGAGGCAUUAUUUUGAAGCCUACACUGUCAAGCUAAUUUCUCGGGCUGAUCCCGUGAAGUUCGUAAUGACUCGACCAGUUCUCUCAGGACGUCUAGCAAGAUGGUCUAUAUUGUUUAAUCAAUAUGAGAUCAUAUACACACCUCAAAAAGUUGUGAAGGGGCAAGCACUUGCUAAUUUCCUUGCCAAUCAUCCUCUUCCGGGAAAAUGGGAAACUUCAGAUGAGUUCCUUGAUGAAGAUGCAUUUUUUACUGAAGAGCUGCCAUCCUGGACAAUGUUCUUUGAUGGAUCUGCACGCCGAGAAGGAGUGGUGUUGAUAUCUCCAAAACAACUAAUCUUACCAUUCUCCUUUGUUCUAGAUGAAGCAUGUUCCAACAAUGUUGCAGAAUACGAAGCUCUAAUUGUGGGACUUGUAAUGGAAUCAGAUAUGAAGAUUCCUCAAUUGGAUGUAUACGUUGACUCACAAUUGAUCAUCAUUCAACUCUCGAGGAGUUACGAGGUGAAGAAAGAAGAUCUUUUGUCAUAUCACCAAUAUGCUAGUUUCUUACUUGAAAGGUUUGAUCGAGUGUUCUUAAAUCACGUCCCAAGAGAAGAAAACCGCAUGGCAGAUGCUUUGGCUAACUUGGCUACAACAAUGGCACUUGGAGAAAAUGAGACAACAAAGGUACGUGUAUGUCAUCGAUGGGUUGUUCCUAGUUGUCUUGAUCUACAAAUAAAUGAAAGCCAUCAUAUAUCUGUUUGGGUGGUUAAAGAAGAAGAUUGGAGGAAACCACUGAUUGAGUAUCUUGAACAUGGAAGGAUGCCUGAGGAUCCACGAGUAAGAGCAGACAUUAAGAGAAGGGCACCAUGA